Molecule: messenger RNA, 2445 nt
Organism: Echinococcus granulosus
Lineage: Eukaryota; Metazoa; Platyhelminthes; Cestoda; Cyclophyllidea; Taeniidae
Product: 6-phosphofructokinase
Exons: 14
Coding region: 1-2445 (814 amino acids)
Biological process (GO): canonical glycolysis; fructose 1,6-bisphosphate metabolic process; fructose 6-phosphate metabolic process
Cellular component (GO): cytoplasm; 6-phosphofructokinase complex
Molecular function (GO): 6-phosphofructokinase activity; identical protein binding; ATP binding
Source: RefSeq, a predicted model, not a curated record
AUGGCAGCCAAAAUGUCAAUGCAUGAUUACUCGUCUCAUGAUGCGGCGUAUAAGAGUCAGGAGUUCGAUAAUUCAACACGGCGUUCGUUUGACCGCCGAUCCACGGUGGCUUUUCCGGGUAUGGAGGGUAAGUACGUGGCUAAGGGCCAAUUCUCGGGCAAGUCGAUCGCAGUGCUGAGCAGUGGUGGAGACGCUCAAGGGAUGAACUCGGCCAUCCGCGCUGUCGUGCGAAUGGGUCUCUACUGUGGAUGUCGCGUCUUCUUUGUCAAGGAGGGCUAUCAGGGCCUUGUGGAUGGGGGCAAAAACAUCAGAGAGGCGACAUGGGCUGAUGUUUCCGGUAUCAUGCAACUGGGAGGCACGGUGAUCGGUUCGGCGCGUUGCAAGGAUUUUCGCGAUAGGGCAGGCCGUGAGAAGGCGGCACUUAACAUGGUGAAGCAUGGCAUUCACAAUCUUGUUGUCAUCGGUGGUGACGGUUCUCUCACUGGAGCCAACGAGUUUCGUGUUGAAUGGGCCUCCCUUCUUGCCUCGCUUUACGAAAAUGCAAAAAUCACCGAUGAGGAGAAAUCGAACCAUGAGCACCUUAACAUAGUUGGCAUAGUGGGCAGCAUUGACAACGACUUCUGCGGUACUGACAUGACCAUCGGCGCGGAUUCGGCGCUGCACCGUGUAAUUGAGGCGGCGGAUGCUAUUGUAACCACGGCGCAGUCACAUCAACGUUGCUUCAUUCUGGAAGUUAUGGGACGCAAUUGUGGUUAUCUUGCUCUCAUUUCGGCUCUUGCCUCUGAAGCUGAUUGGGUCUUCAUCCCCGAGGUACCACCGAUGGACAACUGGCCCGAGUUGCUCUGUUCGAAGGUUCGAAGGAAUCGUGAACGCGGCCAACGUGUGAGCAUCAUUAUGAUAGCCGAAGGUGCGGUGGAUCGAGAGAAUAAGCCAAUUACCUGUGAGAUGGUGCAAAAAUUAAUGGUGGACGAGUUGGGUUUGGACACGCGUAUCACAGUGCUGGGACACGUGCAGCGUGGCGGUCGCCCCUCGGCUUUUGAUCGCCUCCUCGGUGUUCGCAUGGGUGCUGAGGCGGUGUUGGCUCUCAUGGAUGCGGACAAGAAUCCCGACCUUCCCUCUUGUGUCAUCACUCUCGUAGGAAAUCAAGCUGUUCGUCUGCCAUUGAUGCACUGUGUAGAGAAGACCCGAGCUGUGGCUGUCGCUAUCGCGAAGCGCGAUUUUGAACAGGCGGUAUUCCUCCGUGGACGGAGCUUCAUGACCAAUGUGGACACGUAUAUCACUCUGUCCAAAAUCAACCCUCCAACUGUUGAAAAUAGGGCGAAAUUGCGUGUCGCUGUUGUGAAUGUGGGCGCACCAGCGGGUGGAGUGAAUGCGGCAAUGCGUAGCUUCACACGUAUUGCCAUCACUAGGGGCUACCAUGUGGUGGGCAUCUUUGAGGGCUUCCAGGGCCUUGUCAAUGGCGAGGUUCGUGACAUCUUCUGGGACGAUGUCAGGGGCUGGGUCUCCCAAGGUGGCUCCAACCUCGGCACUCGUCGACCUACACCGAGGGAAGUUGGCUUGGACGCAGUGGCCGCCCGAUUGGGCGAAUUCAGGAUCAGUGGUCUCCUGGUGAUUGGUGGUUUUGAGGCUUUCGAAUGUAUGAUCGACUUGGUGGAGGGUAGGAGCGAACACAAGGAGCUUUGCAUCCCUAUGAUCAUGAUCCCGGCCACAAUCAGCAACAACGUGCCUGGUACUGACUUCUCCCUAGGGGCUGACACCGCUCUCAAUGAGAUCACUCUGGCAAUUGACAAAAUCAAGCAGAGUGCCACAGGUACUAAGCGUCGUGUCUUUGUGGUGGAGACAAUGGGCGGCUACUGUGGCUAUCUAGCAACAAUGGGCGCCGUGGCAGGAGGCGCCGACGCAGCGUAUAUCCAUGAGGAGGCCUUCGGCAUUGACGAUUUGCGCGAGGACGUCACACACCUGCGCGCCAAGAUGGCCUCCAAUGUGCAACGUGGUCUGGUGCUGCGUGCCGAGUUGGCCAACAAGAACUACUCCACGGAUUUCAUCCAUAAACUCUACUCAGAGGAGGGUCAGGGCAUCUUCGACUGCAGAAUGACGGUGUUGGGUCACAUUCAACAGGGUGGUGAGCCCUCGCCUUUUGAUCGUAUUCUGGGAACCAAACUGGGUGUUCUUGCUAUAGAAUGGUUGGACAAUCAAAUGAGCGCUUUCCUCAAUGAGAAUGGCGUAGUGAGCACAAAUGGCGACGAGACGUCUGUGCUUCUGGGACUAGUCAAGCGCGCUUAUGAGUACUCUCGAGUGGUUGAUCUGAAACGCGUGACUGACUUCAAACAUCGUGUACCCUGUGACAACUGGUGGCUCAAUCUACGCCCUCUGAUGCGUAUCAUGGCAAAGCACGAGAGUCUCUACGAAUCUGAGAGUAUAAUGCUCGGAGCUGACCGCAUCUAA